This is a messenger RNA of Laetiporus sulphureus 93-53, 582 nucleotides long. RefSeq lists its product as uncharacterized. NCBI's taxonomy places the organism in Eukaryota, Fungi, Basidiomycota, Agaricomycetes, Polyporales, Laetiporaceae. The transcript has 5 exons. The record is from RefSeq and is a predicted model, not a curated record. Bases 1 to 582 code for a protein of 193 amino acids.
AUGUCGAUCAGCAUACAAGACACCAUCAAAGCCAUCAAGGAUAUGAUUCCCAUCAUCGAUCCUGAGGAAGACUAUUUGACCAUUGCCGCUGCGGAAGAACAAAUGUCCAUCACAGAAGAAGCGCGCCGGAAGGAGUCUGAGGAGACCCAGUCGAGGGUGCGAGCACUCGCUCGGACUUUGGAAGCGGCACGCACAUCUUCUACUCGACCGCCAACGGUGCCUUCUGCUCAAGCGCACGCUGAUACGCUGAAUCAACUGGACGCGACUCGCCUGUCACUGGCAAAAGCUAUCAACGACGCUGAGAGUGCCCUCUCGAGUAAGGAAGCGGAAUUGGCACGCCUCAAGGAGGAGUUACACUCCUUAGAGAUGUCGGAUUCAGCUGACGAACAUGAACUUGAUGGUACAGCUUUACGCUUGGCUAUCUACAAAGGGUUGGGAUUUGAGCCGAUUAUGGGGAAGGAUGGCCACAUUGCAAAGAUGCUUGUCCGGUCAACCUCGGGUGACGUCCAUUGUGUCACAUUCGACGGUAGCAAAACAAAUGAAGAGUAUGCUUCGUUACUCUGGAAGCUGGCCUCGUCAUAG